This is a messenger RNA of Lodderomyces pseudojiufengensis, 639 nucleotides long. RefSeq lists its product as uncharacterized. Gene Ontology annotation, biological process: lipid catabolic process. The coding region runs from base 1 to 639 and encodes 212 amino acids. The transcript has a single exon. Gene Ontology annotation, molecular function: triacylglycerol lipase activity. NCBI's taxonomy places the organism in Eukaryota, Fungi, Ascomycota, Pichiomycetes, Serinales, Debaryomycetaceae. The record is from RefSeq and is a predicted model, not a curated record.
AUGCUAUUAAUAAUCGUAUAUUAUUUAUUACUUGCGAGUGUUUCAGCAAUAAAAUCAAAUAAAAAACCUAUUAAACCUUCUGAAGACAAUUUUUAUAAUGCUCCUAAGGGUUUCAAAUCAGCAGAACCUGGUACCAUUUUAAAAAAGAGACAUGUUCCAAAUAAAUUGACUAAUAUCUUCACUCCAAUUAAAGUUAAAGAUGCAUGGCAAAUUAUGGUUAGAUCAGAAAAUUCAUUUAAUGAACCUAAUGUUAUUGUUGCUACAAUUAUUAAACCAUUUAAUGCUGACCCUAAAAAAUUAGUAAGUUAUCAAACAUUUGAAGAUUCAAUCUCUCCUGAUUGUGCUCCUUCAUAUGCAAUUCAAUUUAAAUCUAAUAUAAAAACUUUUACAACUCAAUUUGAAAUGUUUAAUAUUAACAUUUUAUUAAAACAAGGUUAUUAUGUUGUUAUACCAGAUUAUCAAGGUCCAGAUGCUUCAUAUACCGCUGGUAAACAAUCUGGUUAUGCUGUUUUAAAUUCUAUAAUUGCAACAUUAGAUUCUGGUAAAUUUACAGGUAUAAAUCCAAAAGCAAGGACAAUUAUGUGGGGUUAUUCUGGUGGUUCAUUAGCCAGUGGAUGGGCAGCUAUGUUACAACCUUAA